Messenger RNA from Macroventuria anomochaeta, 3640 nucleotides. RefSeq lists its product as uncharacterized. Bases 55 to 3594 code for a protein of 1179 amino acids. Gene Ontology annotation, biological process: endosomal vesicle fusion; autophagy; vesicle-mediated transport. Gene Ontology annotation, cellular component: cytoplasm; fungal-type vacuole membrane. NCBI's taxonomy places the organism in Eukaryota, Fungi, Ascomycota, Dothideomycetes, Pleosporales, Didymellaceae. The transcript is spliced from 3 exons. The record is from RefSeq and is a predicted model, not a curated record.
AUGGCCCUCGCCUCACGCCCUUAGCCAGCAUGGCGCGUGUGAUGAUCCUGAACAAUGGCAGAAGCAGCUCCCACUCCGCAAGGGAUCACCCGCCCGCCGCCGCAGGACGGGCCCUUCGUCCUCCGCAAGCUCGUCUCGGACCUGCCGCUGUCCGCUGACGGGGAACAUGGCGAUGCGCGCAUAACCUGUGUCGAAGUAUGGGACGGCAACCUCUAUGUUGGCACCUCUGCCGCCGAGAUCCUCCACUUCGUCCUCCUACCGCCUGAGUCCAAUGACCCUUCCGCAGAGCCCACCGCUAUCAUCGCCUCCAGGCUCGAGCCUCCGCACAACGAUGGCCACGGGCCCGGCGUGCAGCAGAUCCUCAUUCUCCCUAAAAUCUACAAAGCAUGCGUGCUAUGCAACAACACCCUCUCCAUCUACUCGCUGCCCGAGCUGAGCCCAGACUCCACCUUCAAGCCCAUAUCUUGCUUAUGGGUUGGAGGCGUGGACUUGAACGAAGAAGAGGGUGACGAUGAAGGCGUGGUGGUAGUGAUUGGCCUGAAGAAGAGGUUACGACUGGUCCAGAUCACCGAGAACUCCCCACCAAGGGCAGUCAAGACGAUCGAGUACGGCGGAUGCUUAGUCUCGGUCAGACGGGAGACCUUCUCUUGCGCGGCAGACAGUCAUUCAUAUGCGUUGCUGGACGUCAUGCAUCAGCAAAAGGUUGGCUUGUUCCCAAUCUCGUCUCUAGAUCCAGACGUUGGUGACGUUGGGGGAGCUGCAGAGACCAUUGCGACUGUACCUCAAGGGCCUUCGAGAAGCGUGUCGUCUGCAAGCGUACAACUACAUCAAGGCGGUCAGAAGGGUCACAAUCGGAGCACCAGCCUCAACAUUAUGGGGAUAGGCAGCGGUCCCUCUUCUCGAACCGCCAGCCCACGACCUCCAGCACACCGCUAUGGCUUCGACGUGCCUGAGUCGCUAUCGCGAACUGCAUCGCCAGCACCAGGUCGUUCGCCCGCUCGAUCUCCAACACGGCCAACUGAGGGCGAAACUACAGAAGGUGCGGCUGUUGGCAAGCCUUUACCGCCUCCACCAGGAGAGGAUGCACCUCAGGUCGAGGUACAAGAAGCUCCACAACCUCCAUCGUUCGUUCCUCUCAGACCACACAUUGCCUCACCAAACCCCAACGAGUUUCUGCUCACAGUUGGCACUACACCAUCUGAGCAAGGCGUUGGUAUGUUCGUCAAUCUUGACGGCGACAUGUGCAGAGGAAGCAUUCAAUUUAGCAGUUACCCCGACGCAAUCGUGGUUGAUGGCUCAGGCAUAGACUUGACGUCGUCCAUGGGUCCUGACAUGGACGCUGAGGAAGGCUACGUGCUGGCUGCGGUUCAUCGAGGGGAUGCAGACCACCUCGAAUAUGGUGUCGAGAUUCAAAGAUGGGACGUGGAUCCUGGUGCAGGCGAAGAAACCAAAGACUGGUUGAACUUGAAUUCGCUAGGUCUGUCAGCAAAGGGAGACAGCACGCAUAUUCCUGUGCCGUUAGGUAUGCGUACUGUCGUCCAGCCUUACGAUCUUGUCCUUCCUGAGAUUGGGUCCAAGCUUACUGUACAACGGCUGCAGCUGCCCUCCAUAGAGGGAUCGAUCUCAACAGAAGUCACGAAGGCACCUGCGACAGCUCAAGAGAAAGCAGAUCUUGAGUUCACAGAGCGACUAUCUAAGCUCAAGUCACGAAACGUGGUAUGGGCCAGCAACCAGAUAUGGUGGACUGUUCGCAACCCGCUUGUCACACGCUUGGAUUCACGCUUAGAACAAGCCCAAUUCGCAGAAGACGGUACAACAAUACAACCGAACCGUAACCCUGUUGAAAGAGUGCUCGGCGACAUACGAGGACAAGACCCUCGCAAUGAGUCGGAGUAUCUCAGCCUCAUCUACAUCCGUCAGAAAGCAUCCGUACUACUGUUCAUGGACGUCGUUCUUCGCACGAAGACCAACAUCAUUAUCUUCGAAAACGAGAAGCGAAUCACUGAGCAAGCUCUUAUCGAAGGCGAGGUAGAUCCGCGAAUAGUGUUAUCGAUGUUGCCAGUCCUAAGCCAGGAAGUCUUCCAAGGACCCGAAGGCAUUCAAAUAUCUGGCGGUAUCACAGCAGUCCUCCAACAGUUUCUGCAACAGACUGACCUUUCCACAAUGCCGACAGAUGUCAAUGGACCAUUCGGUGAUAAUCUGCUUCACUUUGUCAAAAGAUACCUCCAGUUCUGGAAGAGGCGGAAAGGCAUGGCAAGCGUCACAAGCGACCCGUUCGUCUUUAGCACUGUCGACGCAGCGCUACUUCAUAUCCUUCUCCUACUGGACCAAGGCAGCCCCAACGGUACAUCGAGUCCAGGAAUGUACCGUGCCGAGCUGAACGAGCUUGUCGAUCGGGAGGUCGAGUGUUUCGAUCGGGCGGUAGAACUCCUUGAACAGUUCAAACGGCUCUAUGUGCUUAGCAGGCUGUAUCAGAGCAACUGCAAGGCAUCAGUCAAGGCUUCCAAAGUGCUUGCUACUUGGAAACGUAUCCUUGACGGCGAAGAAGACGCGGGCGGUGCGUUUGUAGACGGCGAGAACGAGCUGCGAAAGUACCUCGCACGCAUCCGGGAUCAGUCGCUAGUUGAGGAAUACGGUGCAUGGCUAGCAAACCGCAACCCCAAACUCGGCGUACAGAUCUUUGCAGACGACCAUAGCAGGGUUAAGUUCGAGCCCACACGCGCCGUCGAGCUGCUGAAAGAAAGGGCCCCAGGUGCGGUCAAAGAGUACCUGGAGUACCUUGUCUUUGGCAAGAAGCACACGCGCUACGUAAACGAACUAAUCGCUUUCUACCUCGACACCGUAAUUCAUGAGCUUGAGUCUAGCCCUGAAUCGCGCGCCACCCUCUCCCAAACCUACGAGACGUAUCGCAUCCUCGAGCCCCCAAAACCUACCUAUCAUCAGUUCAUCACAGAUAAUGCGAUACCCGCAGAGUGGUGGCAAGCGCGUCUGCGCCUCCUGCAACUCCUCGGCUCGAACCAACCCGCCACCUCCUCGUACGACGUGAGCACCAUCCUGACCCGCCUCGAGCCGUACGAACAAGAACUCGUGCCCGAGAUGAUUAUAUUGCAUGGAAGGCAGGAACAGCAUCAGGAAGCGCUGAGGUUGCUCACGCAUGGGCUGGGGGAUUUUGACACGGCGAUAAGCUACUGCUUAUACGGGUAUAGUUCCAUCUUCCGGCCCAUCACAACCGGCACCCUGCCCAUCCCAGCAUCCGAACUCCCCCCGCACGUUGAACAAUCUCGACUUUUCAAUUUCCUGCUCCAAGAGUUCCUUAACAUCGAGGACUUAUCGCAGCGCAUUGAGCGCACGGGCGAACUCCUCGAGCGGUUUGGAGGCUGGUUUGAUAUUGGAGAUGUGCUGGCGAUGUUGCCGGAUGAGUGGAGUGUGGAUAUUUUCUCGGGGUUCUUGAUUAAUAGUUUGAGGAGGUUGGUUAGGGAGAAGGCGGAGAGUGACAUCGUGAAAGCGUUGAGUGAUGCGCAGAAUAGCCAGAUGAGUGCUGACUUGGUGGAGAAAAGGGAGACUGCUGGGCCGACGACUGAGAGAGUUAGCUGAUAACUAGACAAGGGCGGUCGCAUGCAGAUGAUUUAGUGUAAUGAAC